UUUAAUUUUAGACAUGCAUCCUGCUUUGCGUAGACCAUCAUACAAUACCAUUAUUAUGGUCAGACAAGGCAUGGCUUUUACCAGGCAUCUCAAACGCAUCUAUAUGGAUAAAGCGGAUAAUAUUAAAUUACCACCAGAGCCUACUACUUGUUGUAUGUCGGGUUGUGCUAAUUGUGUUUGGAUUGAGUACGCGCAAACCAUAUCUAAAAUAUUAGAUGGCAAUAGUGAAAAAGUGAAGGAAAUUGUAUUAAGCAAAAUUACAGAUCCAAAUUUAAAAAUGUUUUUGACUCUUGAACUCAGAAAUCUACAAACGCAAAAUCCUAACGCAACAGAGAUUCCCAAACAGUCUUAGAUUAAUUCCCUUGUAAUCAACCUGUUCUUAAACUUGCAAUGAUGAUAGUGAUAAAUUAUAUAUUUGUUUAAAAUUUUUAGUGUAUAUAU
This is a messenger RNA of Teleopsis dalmanni, 441 nucleotides long. RefSeq names its product oxidoreductase-like domain-containing protein 1. Bases 14 to 352 code for a protein of 112 amino acids. Gene Ontology annotation, cellular component: mitochondrion. The transcript has 2 exons. The record is from RefSeq and is a predicted model, not a curated record. NCBI's taxonomy places the organism in Eukaryota, Metazoa, Arthropoda, Insecta, Diptera, Diopsidae.